CUGGCCAACGCUCAGAUGUCGAAGGGCUUUCCCAUCGUCUACUGCUCCGAUGGCUUCUGCGAACUCACAGGGUUUUCCCGGGCUGAGGUCAUGCAGAAGAGCUGUGCCUGCAAGUUCCUGUUUGGGCCAGAGACCAGCGAAAGCAUCAUCCUCAGCAUCGACGAAGCCUUGGAGGAGCGCAAGGAGUUUAAGGACGAGAUCAUGUUCUAUAAAAAGACGGCUGUGCUGUUCUGGUGCCUGCUGGACAUUGUGCCAAUUAAGAACGAGAAGGGAGACGUGGUGCUCUUUCUGGCUUCAUUUAAAGACAUCACAGACACUAAAGCUAAAGCCAUCCAAGAGGACAAGAAGGAAGAGCGACGGCGCGGCAGGGUGAAAACAGGCUCUCAAUUCAGCUCGACGCGUCUGCGGAGCAGCACGGUGCUCUACCACAUCUCCGGUCACCUACACAGCAGAGAGAAGAGCAAGAUUAAACUCAACAAGAAUGUGUUUGGCGAUCUGCCCGCUCUGCCAGAGUACAAGGUCGCAGACGCCAAGAAGUCCAAAUUCAUCUUACUGCACUACAGCACGUUCAAGGCCGGGUGGGAUUGGUUGAUUCUGCUCGCCACGUUCUACGUCGCUGUGACGGUGCCGUACAACGUGUGUUUCAUCGGUGACGACGACGACCUGACUCGCAGCACGACUGUCAGUGACAUCGCAGUGGAGAUACUGUUCAUCAUAGACAUUGUUUUCAAUUUUCGCACCACCUACGUCAGCAAAUCGGGCCAAGUGAUCUUUGACGCUCGGCAGAUCUGCAUCCACUACCUGACCACAUGGUUCAUCAUCGAUCUUGUGGCCGCAUUGCCCUUUGACCUGCUCUAUGCCUUCAAAGUCAGCGUGGUGUCUGUGGUCCACCUGUUAAAAACGGUACGUCUGCUCCGCUUGCUGCGGCUGCUCCAGAAGAUGGACCGCUACUCGCAGCACAGCACUGUGGUCCUCACCCUGCUGAUGUCCAUGUUCGCUCUGCUGGCCCACUGGAUGGCCUGCAUCUGGUACAUCAUCGGCAAGAUGGAGAUGGAGGCCAACACCUACAACUGGGAUAUCGGGUGGCUUCACGAGCUGGGGAAGCGCCUGGAGUCACCGUACUUCACCAUUGGAGGCGUCAACGGGACCGGCAGCGGACCGCCAAUCAGGAGCGUCUACAUCGCCUCGCUGUACUUCACCCUCAGCAGCCUGACCAGCGUGGGCUUUGGCAACGUGUCGGCCAACACAGACGCCGAAAAGAUAUUCUCCAUUUGUGUGAUGCUAGUAGGAGCACUGAUGCAUGCCUUGGUCUUCGGUAAUGUGACAGCCAUCAUCCAGAGGAUGUACUCGCGCUGGUCUCAGUAUCACACCAGAACCAAAGACCUCAAGGACUUCAUACGUGUCCAUCAUCUGCCGCAGAGCCUCAAGCAGCGAAUGUUGGAGUAUUUUCAGACAACCUGGUCGGUCAACAAUGGCAUCGACUGUAACGAGCUUCUGAAGGACUUCCCAGACGAGCUGCGGUCCGACAUCACCAUGCACCUUAACAAGGAGAUCCUGGAGCUGUCGCUGUUUGCCUCCGCCAGCCGCGGAUGCCUGCGCUCCCUGUCCCUGCACAUCAAGACCUCCUUCUGCGCUCCGGGAGAGUACCUCCUCCGUCAGGGCGACGCUCUCCAGGCCAUCUUCUUAGUGUGCUCGGGUUCCAUGGAGGUGCUGAAGGACGGCAUGGUGCUGGCCAUCCUGGGUAAAGGUGACCUGAUUGGGGCGAACGUGUCCUUAGAUGACCGGGUGAUAAAAACCAAUGCGGACGUGAAAGCUCUGACCUACUGUGACCUGCAGUGUAUUAACCUGAAGGGCCUGUAUGAUGUGUUGGACCUUUACCCUGAGUACUCCCACCACUUCGUCCAGGACAUCCAGCAGGACCUCACAUACAACCUGAGGGAGGGACAUGAGACACACGUUAAGGCCAAACUGUCUACAACAGCUCUUGAUCCUCAGUCAGGGGUGAGAAGGAAUGGCCAAGUGGUGCAGGGUUAUCCGUCCAUCAUUGAGGCUCAGGAGGAACAUGAAGACAAUGAGGAGGAAGACAGGGCCACAUCUGUGUCUUUGUCAUCGGAGCAGAACCGAGCGGUGAACCUCAGGGACGCCAGUGCCAGGUCUCUGCUGAGCGGACCCAGCCAGAAGACCACGAUACAGGGCUCCAGGUGCUCUCUGAGGAAGAUCCAGGAAAUUACUCUCACCACUUUAGACCCUUCCAACCUCAGCCCCAGGAUCGUAGACGGUACAGAAGACAAUGAGGGGACAGAGAGCUCCCUGGCUUUCUCUUUCUCCACCACCCAAGGCGUUCCUGUCAGUGAACCAACCAGUGCCUCAGUGUCUGCCACAGAUAUGCUGCAGAUCAGCACAGCAGAAUUAGCAGCAAAAGCCGAAGAGACCAGAGGGCAACUGCGACAUCUUGACCAGCAGGUGAGCUCCCUGGGGAAGGAAGUAGCUGACUUAGGUCAAGUCAUGAAGAGGAUGGCUCAGCUCAUGGAAACCCUCAUGUCAUCCAUGCCACCACCUUCAGUCGACUGCCUGACGCACUGCGCAUACCUGCCCCAUCCUCACCAUCCUCACCCUUCUCCCUCUCAGACUGCGACCAUGUGGACAAACACGCCCCUGUCCCUGCCUUCCUCUCCACUCACAAUCCCCCACCAACACAGUGCGAUGUGCCACAUGGACUCCCUCGCGCACAGACCCCAGGAUCUCCAGCUUGGGUACUCGGCCAUCCCCAGCUCAACUCCGCCUCCGACCCCCAUCUCGUCGAUCCUUCAGUUGCAGCCUCACUUGCCUUCCUCCUCCCUCAGCUCGCCGGAGAUUUCUAACCUCAGAGACGGAGAUUGCGGCUCCAUCAGGUCAAGGGUGCACAGUGCUCUGCAGGACGGAGGAGAUGAGGGCCCCCAUCAGAGCGCUGGGUGUUCUCCCCAAACUGGACUAGAGGGGGGCUAUCACAAGCCCACCAGGGGUUUGUAGCAGCCCUCUCUGGACUCUGCAGGAGACACUUUCUAUGAUAAGUUCCUGAACUGAUCAACUGGGGUCCCUCUCACAUCACUGCAGGACAUUUGCAGGGAUGCAACUAAGAUUUCUUUUGUUUUAAAGGCACGUCUUAAAAAAUCCAGUUGCAUGAAAACAAGUACAGAAGGAUUAGGUGUGUUAGCUUUACCGUUUAUAGAAACGUAGUGUUGUUUGACGGGAUAUAGGGGUGUUGGUUCUGCUGCGGAGCUCAGCGUCUCUUGGUGCAGCUUACUUCCAACCCCUGCCCCCCCCCACACCUUGAGGCUCCUCAAGAGAGCAACAUGCCAUAAUGUAGGAGUGGGGGGCACGCUGGAGAGAGCUCUUUCUGUCGUCUCAUUUCUUACUCCCGGCCUGAGAUGGUGUGAGGUCGACUGGGUUGGCCAGAGGAGGAGAAAGCAUCGUGGAUGAUGGCGUUGGGCUUUGGAAACAAGGAGGGGAUGGAGGCAGUUAACAGCCUCCCACCCCCUUAUCCUUGCCAUUUCAUCUUCUUUUAACCCAUCUCUCCUUGCUCACUCAACCUGAUGCACUGGAUUGCGUGGACCUAUGCAUGGCUGGUUACGACUGGUUGUACUGGCAGCACAGGAUGGUGUGAGGAGAGAGAUGGGACGUAUUGUGCUCUUUACC
Messenger RNA from Paralichthys olivaceus (Japanese flounder), 3675 nucleotides. The record is from RefSeq and is a predicted model, not a curated record. NCBI's taxonomy places the organism in Eukaryota, Metazoa, Chordata, Actinopteri, Pleuronectiformes, Paralichthyidae.